Messenger RNA from Lactuca saligna, 1143 nucleotides. NCBI's taxonomy places the organism in Eukaryota, Viridiplantae, Streptophyta, Magnoliopsida, Asterales, Asteraceae. The record is from the annotation of a GenBank genome assembly.
AAUACAGGUCCGUUGCCAGUUAUUAUACUAUUUAUUUAAUCUCUCUCUCUCUCUCUCUCUCUCUCUCUCUCUCUCUCUCUCUCUCUCUCCCCAUUGAGACCAACAAAUCCUUCAAAAUGCUCACAUCAACACAUCACCACCACCUCCAAAUCUCCCCUCUGUUGGUUCUGGUUUCGCCUCAUCUCUAGCUCCACCGCAUUCUCAAACUUCACGCUGCAAAACUUCAAUUCAAUGGCGGUCGGUACUACUGAAGAGGGAUGUGAUAGUUUUAGUGUUGUAGUAUUAUCUGAUGAAGGAGGCAACACAGUAGUUGAAUGUGAAGUGCCAAAAGAUCUGUUGAAUCCUGUUGCAGAGGUUCGGAUUCCAUUAAAGAGCCAGCUGUCACUUGAUGCACGUUUGAGCAAUCAAAGCUACAUUAACAUGAUGGUUGAAAAUGCAGUUGCAUAUUCAACAUGCACUGUAGAUGUUGAUAUUGAAAAAGGGAAAUCAGAGACUCAAAGCAAUGAAGAAACUCUUGUUCUUGCUAAUUUGAAGAAUGAGGAAGUUUUGACUAAAUCACUGCAGAAACAGAUCAGCUUUGACAUGGGAGGUAAAUACAUGCAGUUGUUGAUGAAUCACAGCCUCAUGCUAUCAAAGUUCUCUACUCGUGAUAAGGGUGCAACCGAGAAGCUUCUAGAUGCUCCCAGAUCAAGGAAAUAUAAACGUGCUGCCUCUUUUAAUUCAAGAAAAGUCGUUCUCUUGUUCUCAGUCUUGUCGAGUUUGGGAACGAUGAUACUGAUAUAUCUGACAUUGAGAGUUAGACAGUUUGGUGAUGCCUCUAUUCAUUCAGAGUGAAUUUACAUUUACCACCCUGCACUUUGUAAGUUGGCGUUUCUUUGCAUCCGGAGACGAUUUCUUUGCAAAUUCAGGAAACAUAACUUUUUUAGGAAACCGAGCUGAGGAGGAGCCUUGGUGCAGUUUGGGGAUGAAUUCUUUCCACUUUUAGGAGUUUCUUUUUGUUUAAAUGUUUAGCUAGUAGCAGCAUAUUCUACUUUGAUAUGUAUAUAACUUUAGAGAAAACGUUGUUGAAAUUUGGUAGUUGAUGAUCUUUUCUUUUUGGUAAUAUGCUAUUUUGAUUGUUGGUUGAUAACAAUUUUAAUGGGG